Messenger RNA from Geodia barretti, 201 nucleotides. The record is from the annotation of a GenBank genome assembly. Lineage: Eukaryota; Metazoa; Porifera; Demospongiae; Tetractinellida; Geodiidae.
AUGAAGACCGAUAUUCAUCCCCGCUUUUUCAACGCAACCGUGACCUGCGCCUGCGGGCACACCUUCCAGACUGGCGCCACAAAGCCGCAGCUCAGGGUUGAAAUCUGCAGCAAUUGCCACCCGUUCUAUACAGGUGAGCAGCGCAUCGUGGACACCCAGGGACGUAUUGAAAGAUUCAACCGGCGAUUCAACCGCCGGUAG